GUCUUCGCACGCCGACCGCGCCGCCCGACGCGCCGCUCUGACCAUGUGCCCGUCGCCCGACAAGGCCUCCAUCGCUCCGCCGACGGACAAGCCGGAAAAGAACGCCUGGGCGCAGCCGGACCUCGAGGACUUUAGCAUCCUGCGCCGCGGCAUCCCCGACGAGCUGCCGCCCGCCAAUCUGGGCCGGCGCGACCCGACGGUCCCCCACGCGCCCGUGCGGACGCCGAACCUGACGCCCGAGGGCGAGACCCUGGCGCUGCGCAACGCCCUGCGCUACUUCGACGCGAAGCACCACGCGACGCUCGCGGCCGAGUUCGCCGCGGAACUCCGAACGGACGGCCACGUGCACAUGUACCGCUUCCGGCCGACCUACGAGCUCAAGGCCUACCCCUUCGCCAAGUUCCGCGCCGUCUGCAGGUGCGACGAGGCGGCGUGCAUCCUGCUCAUGGUCAUGAACAACCUCGACCGGCGCGUCGCGCAGUACCCGCAGGAGCUGAUCACGUACGGCGGCAACGGCUCCGUGCUGUCGAACUGGGCCCAGUUCCUGGUGCUGGCCAAGUACCUCUGCGAGAUGACGACGGACCAGACGCUGAGCAUGUACAGCGGCCACCCCAUGGGCCUCUACCCGUCGUCGCGGCACGCGCCGCGCAUGGUCGUCACGAACGGCAUGGUCGUGCCCAACUACUCGUCCAAGGCCGACUACGCGCGCAUGUACGCCCAGGGCGUGUCCAUCUACGGCCAGAUGACGGCGGGCUCCUACUGCUACAUCGGCCCCCAGGGCAUCGUCCACGGGACGACGAUCACGGUGCUCAACGCGGGCCGCAAGUACCUCGGCGUCGACGACCUCGCGGGCCGCGUCUACGUCUCCUCGGGUUUGGGCGGCAUGAGCGGCGCGCAGCCCAAGGCCGCGGUCAUCACGGGCGCCGUGGGCGUCAUCGCCGAGGUCGACGAGGCGGCCCUGCGGAAGCGCCACGCGCAGGGCUGGGUCGACGAGGUCUGCGACGGCGGCGCGGAAGCGUGCGUCGCGCGCGUGCGGGCCGCGCGCGCCGCGAGGCGGCCGCUGUCCAUCGGCUUCCUCGGCAACGUCGUCGACCUCUGGGAGGCUUUUGCGGCGGCGCCCGGCGAGCUGCUCGUGGACCUCGGCAGCGACCAGACGUCGCUGCACAACCCGCUCGGCGGCGGCUACGCGCCCGCGGGCCUGACCUUCGACGCGGGCCGCGCGCUGAUGGUCGCCGACCCGCCGGCGUUCAAGGCCGCCGUCGAGGCGUCGCUGCGGCGCCACGUCGCCGCCGUCAACGCGCUCGCCGCGCGGGGCAUGCGCUUCUGGGACUACGGCAACUCGUUCCUCCUCGAGGCGUCGCGCGCGGGCGCGGACGACAUCAUGGGCGACAUCUUCUCGCUGGGCUUCGGGCCCUACCGCUGGGUCUGCUCGUCGGGCGACGCCGGCGACCUCGCGAAGACCGACGCCAUCGCCGCGGCCGUGCUCCGCGAGGUCGCGGCCGCCGCCAGGGCCGAGGGCGCGGACCGCGUCGCGGACCAGUGCGCGGACAACCUCAAGUGGAUCGAGGAGGCCGGCGGCCACGGCUUGGUCGUCGGCUCCGCGGCGCGGAUUCUCUACGCGGACUGCGAGGGCCGCGCGCUCAUCGCGAAGCGCAUGAACGACGCCGUGCGCGACGGCGUCCUGGCCGCGCCCGUCGUCAUCUCGCGGGACCACCACGACGUCUCGGGCACCGACAGCCCGUUCCGCGAGACGUCGAACGUGACCGACGGCUCCGCGUUCUGCGCGGACAUGGCCGUGCAGAACUGCAUCGGCGACGCGGCGCGCGGCGCGACCUGGGUCGCGCUCCACAACGGCGGCGGCUGCGGCUGGGGCGAGGUCACGAACGGCGGCUUCGGCCACGUCCUCGACGGGUCCGACGACGCGGGCGCCAAGGCCGCGCGCAUGCUCCACUGGGACGUGACCAACGGCGUCUCGCGCCGCGCCUGGGCGCGCAACGACAACGCGCGCUUCGCCGCGGCGCGGGCCAUGAAGGCCGAGCCGAAAUUGAAGCUCACGGUGCCCCACGACGCGGACGACGCGCUCCUGGCGGCGGCCCUCGCGGGCUGAGCGUGUCCAUAACAUCCUGCGUGC
Aureococcus anophagefferens is the source of this 2131-nucleotide messenger RNA. RefSeq lists its product as hypothetical. Gene Ontology annotation, molecular function: urocanate hydratase activity. Gene Ontology annotation, biological process: L-histidine catabolic process. The coding region runs from base 44 to 2107 and encodes 687 amino acids. The record is from RefSeq and is a predicted model, not a curated record. The transcript has 3 exons. NCBI's taxonomy places the organism in Eukaryota, Pelagophyceae, Pelagomonadales, Pelagomonadaceae.